Messenger RNA from Amphiprion ocellaris (clown anemonefish), 4631 nucleotides. It is a transcript of the gene fgf12a, whose product is annotated as fibroblast growth factor 12a. Gene Ontology annotation, cellular component: cytoplasm. Gene Ontology annotation, biological process: positive regulation of protein phosphorylation; cell differentiation; positive regulation of cell population proliferation. The transcript is spliced from 6 exons. The record is from RefSeq and is a predicted model, not a curated record. Gene Ontology annotation, molecular function: growth factor activity; fibroblast growth factor receptor binding. Lineage: Eukaryota; Metazoa; Chordata; Actinopteri; Pomacentridae. Bases 1003 to 1776 code for a protein of 257 amino acids.
GGGAGGCUAUGGACCGCGACCAUUCACUCGCAGCAUCCAUUCGGGACGCGCUGGAAAUAAUGCUCCGGCUACUUAUUAUUUGCGCGCUACAACAAAAAGCACUUUGGCGUGUGUCAGCCUCAACUAAUUGUUGCUUUCCAGACGAGAAUCGCUCCCUGCAGACUUGAAUUACAUCUCUGCAGCAUCCUUUGCAGAGUGGCCUCUGCUGCCGAUUCCAUUUUCUUUCUUUCCCCCCUCGUUGCAUUUAAAGAGGGUGCCAUCGACGGAACCGGAGACUGGGCUCACAGAUCUGGACUCUCUCGUCCUGCACCAGCAUCCCGGACUAUAAACCAGCGGACGCUCUCAUUCAUAGAUGGAGUAAAUAAUUAGAGGGGAGGGAGGAAAAAAAAAAAAAACAAAGUUAUCCAGUUACGCACAAGCGGGGUUUUUUUUCUUCUAUUUUACGCGUGUAAUCGGGGUGAUUAUUAGAAGGGAUCCGGAGGGAUAAGGCUGGUGUGCAGAUGAGGAAUACGAAGUCGUGCUCGUCAGACGCGGCGCUGUUCACCUGGAAUACCUGAAGCUUCUCCAAUGACACGCAGCUGCAGCAACUUAUAAACACUGUUGCAUGUUCCCACGGCUGAUUUCUCGGCCCCCCGUGGCCCUAUAGCAUUCUAGAUUCAUGUUUCCUUUUACGUCGGAGCCUUCAGAAACUCGCAGCAGCUGAAUUACAUGUCCAGCACCACCACCACCACCACCACCCCUCCUCCUCCUCCUCCUCCUCCUCCCCUGGAUGAGGAUGCUGCCUUGAAGCGCAAUGAUGCCCGGGACUCGAAGGAUGUUCUGAUCAGGAUGACAUUUGGUUGAAACACCCCGAAGCACAGACUAAACGUUCCUUUUUAAAAUUAUUAUUAUUGUUAUAUAUAUUUUUUAUUAGGAUUAUUCAUUUCGUGCGCUGAGAGGCUGCAUCAAGAUCCGACCUCUGCCGAACCAGACUUUCGUUUUUUUUAGACUCGGUUCGGGGAGAUGGCCGCGAUCGCCAGCUCCCUGAUCCGGCAGAAACGCCAGGCGAGGGAGUCCAACAGCGACCGAGUGUCGACUUCCAAACGCCGCCCCAGCCCCAGCAAAGACCCCCGCUCUCUGUGCGAGAGGCAUUUCUUGGGGGUCUUCAGCAAAGUCCGUUUCUGCAGCGGCAAGAAAAGACCCGUUCGGCGGCGACCAGAUGCACCCUCGAAACCUCCACAGGUGUCCCAUAAGGGCUGCAGGCUAGAGCCACAGCUGAAAGGCAUCGUGACACGACUGUUCAGCCAGCAGGGCUUCUACCUGCAGAUGCAGCCGGAUGGAACCAUCGACGGCAGCAAGGACGAGAACAGCGACAACACCCUGUUUAAUCUUAUCCCUGUGGGUCUGAGAGUGGUGGCCAUCCAGGGGGUGAAGAGUGGCUUCUACAUUGCCAUGAAUGGCGAGGGCAUGCUCUACAGCUCGGAGAUGUUCACGCCAGAGUGUAAGUUCAAGGAGUCGGUUUUCGAGAACUACUACGUGAUCUACUCGUCCACUGUGUACCGGCAGCAGGAGUCAGGACGGGCCUGGUUCCUUGGCCUCACCAAGGAGGGACAAGUCAUGAAGGGUAACCGGGUCAAGAAGACCAAGCCCUCAUCACACUUUGUGCCCAGGCCCAUUGAAGUUUGUAUGUACAGGGAGCCGUCACUGCAUGAGAUAGAGGACAAGCACCGCUCCAGGAAGAGCUCAGGGACUCCCACCAUGAACGGAGGGAAAGCUGUCAAUCAGGACUCCACAUAGCACCAGGGGGAGGGGCUUCCAGCUGGGGGGCGUGGCCUCAUCCUGACUCAGGGGAGGGGGCCAUAGGAAAACUCACGACCCCCCCGAUAUACGCACCACCAUGCCCUCUGAUAAAACCAGAGGGUGUUGCGACGACAAGGAGCUAUUACUGUACACUCAAGACAACAAAAACUGAACUCUUGCCUGUGAAAACCUUUUAGAUGAAUUAAUAUGAAACCAGAGGAUAUAUAUGAAGAAAAUAAUUUUCAAUCAGGACUUGACCAACAUUUUAUGCAAAAAAAAGAGAAAAAGCUGUGAUAAACAAAGUAAUGGUGGUCUCCCUUCACACAAAUACGAAUAUCUCUCAUUUUCAAUUUAUGCUGUGAAAAACAAGCUUUAAUACAUGUUCAAUUUUCAUACACUGAGUUUUUUUUUUUCUAAAUGCUAUUGCACUCUCAUAUGCUUUGUUGUGUUAUUGUUGUCAGUAAUAACUAUACCAUCAUCAUUAUCAUUAUAAUCAUCAUUACUAAUCCGUUUAUCUUAUCAUCCCAGUUACUAUCAUGGUUAUUCUGGCUUUCUUUUUUGUUUUGGGGCCUAAAAGAAAGUAUUUUUUAAUUACUCAUGUUUUUUCUCUCACAGUUUGAUCUCGAAUGCACUGUCACACCACUUUAUUCUGGUGUGAGGUUAAAAAAAAUGAAAGUAUCGAUAGUUCUCUAUGUUGGACUCCAGUGGAAACAGAGUGUUAAGGGUGGGAUGUAAUUUACUCAGGUGUGUACUGUAAGUUAGACUAAUGUGACUAAUAGGACACAAACUCCCCUAUGUUGUCCUGCUGCUGUGGCAGGACAGGACUGAUACAAGCAAUAUAAUAGAGAGCAGCCUAGUAAGUCUCUAAAUAAUACUAAUAACAGCUGACAAGACAUCGCCGUGGUCGGUGUGUUUGUCGGUAGAAAAGACUGACAAAGAAAGUUGCGUAAGUUGGUAAAAGUUGGAAUCAAAGGAAACCUGUUUUGAUAUAGCUUCCGUAUAAUCUUAACAUUUGCCAGGACUAUAAGGUUAGAAGCAAAGAGAUGUCCACACUUGUCAAAAAUGACAAAGAAAUAGUAUUCUCUCCAGAAGCUGAGAGGAAGAUAAUGACCAGCAUCAGCACUACGAGCCAUGGCCAAAAAUGGUCACCUCACAUUUGCACCUCAAGAAACACAGACCCCUUUCUCUGCUGUUAGCUAUAACAACAACUCUCAAAAUAUAACUAUAUACCAGUAUUCAUGCUUUUGAACUAUAUGGACAAAUCAUGAAUUAUUCUUUGAUGAAAGACUUCUGCUGUUUUUCUAAGCGAGAGAUAGAAAUGGACAUUGUUUUGGCAUGCCUAGCAGCGGAGGGUUGUGUCGACUAAUUUUUAAGAAGUUCUACUGUUUCUGUUACUUUUAUUGUGAAAUCAUUAGUGGGUUUUCAACACUGGUGGACAGGGUGCCUGACUGUUUAAUAAACCGAUGACCUGACAUGUGGAUAUUUUCAAUGUAAGGUCGCAAUCAUUUCAGCUUUCCCAGCACAAUGGAAGCAGAAUGUUUCAUUGAGGAGCCAGUUCAUCUGGAUUUAGCCAGGUGUGAGGAGGAUGUUUUACCAGUCUUGGUGAGGUAAUCUCACAGUUUAUUUUUUCUGAAAUGGUAACACAUGCACUCUCCAUCCCUCCUGGUUUUGUGACCCAUGAAAUGAGCCAUUUAGCUGCAUUGUGGAGGAAAGCUUCUCUUUCAUAAAUCAACAUACUGACAGGGCUGUAUAAACAAGGUUAAUUGACUGGUACACCACAUACGCCGUGUACGCUGCCUGCUGAGCUCAUUCCUAAUCCCCAAUUAGUUUGUCUAACUCAGGAAGUCCUACAGUUGUUCCAUGAAUGGGGCCAGACAUGAAGGCUGGUCCGCCCAUUUGUCCAGCGCUCGUUGCACAAAGGCUGGCACCGGUGUGGUGUUUAAGGAUUGGGGUCAAUGGUGUUUUUAAUCAUCAAAGGUGAUACACAGCUAAGCCUAGCCAGCUGGCUGAAAAAGGAAACAGGCGAGACAAAGCAUGGCCAUAGCAUGACUGUAAGAGUUGAUGUAAGUUUGGUUUAUGGUGAGAUCUAAUAAGAGAAUUUGGGGAGAAUAGGUCUAAAACUUUUAUAUGCAACGUUUUGAUCAGUAUUUUAGCGAGAGUUUAUAUACCUCUCCGAUAUCUGGUUGGAAACCAUACGCUCGGUUGGUGGUAUGUACAGUAAAUAGCACACAUUCAGUUGCACAGAGCAAAGCGCAGUGAUAUACCAUAAUGGAUCUGGAAGGGUCUUCCACCUCUGGCCUGGGUCCACAGCUGAUGCAAGUUAUCUGCAAGAGCUAAUGGUAGAUUAGUUCAACUUCCACAGCACCUACUGCAUAACAGUGAUACAUACAGUAUAUUAGACGUGACACUGAGAGUGAACAGGCAAGACCAGCAUAUAAAUAUCUUUUUACAGAGGUUUAUAUUGGUGCAAAUGAGGUACAUGUGGAUUUAAAGCAAUGCAUGUAAUUGGAUGUACUCAGUGUCAACUGUUGACAGCAGAAUGGAAGGAUUUGAGAAAGGAAUGCAUAAAGCGAGGUGGUAAAAAUAGCUGAUGUGAGAGAGCAGUAAAGCAAAGCACUUUUAAUGUGGGUUUAUUGAUGUAUGAAAGGUUGAACGAAGGCUUCGGUCGUAUGAGAUAUUAAAUAUAAUUUAAUAUUUUUCUGUUUGCAGAUGAUUUCACUGCAUUGGAACACGCUCAUAUAUGCAUUAUGAAUUGUGAGAUGACAUAAAAAAAUAUGCAUUGAUAAUAAAAAUCAGAAUGAAGUUAGUGAUUGUUUAAGAAUAAAGACUAUGUUAUCAAAAAAAACUUUUCA